Messenger RNA from Tupaia belangeri chinensis (Chinese tree shrew), 2158 nucleotides. RefSeq names its product tripartite motif containing 28 (gene TRIM28). Gene Ontology annotation, molecular function: zinc ion binding; transcription corepressor activity; protein binding. Gene Ontology annotation, cellular component: chromatin. The record is from RefSeq and is a predicted model, not a curated record. NCBI's taxonomy places the organism in Eukaryota, Metazoa, Chordata, Mammalia, Scandentia, Tupaiidae.
ACCGCUGUGUGAGACGUGCGUGGAGGCUCACCAGCGGGUGAAGUACACCAAGGACCAUACUGUGCGCUCCACUGGGCCAGCCAAGUCUCGAGAUGGUGAACGCACAGUCUAUUGCAACGUGCACAAGCAUGAACCCCUCGUGCUGUUUUGUGAGAGUUGUGACACCCUCACCUGCCGGGACUGCCAGCUUAAUGCCCACAAAGACCACCAAUACCAGUUCCUGGAGGAUGCGGUGAGGAACCAGCGCAAACUCCUGGCCUCCCUGGUGAAGCGCCUUGGGGACAAACAUGCCACCCUGCAGAAGAACACCAAGGAGGUCCGCAGCUCGAUCCGCCAGGUGUCUGAUGUGCAGAAGCGUGUGCAGGUGGACGUCAAGAUGGCCAUUUUGCAGAUCAUGAAGGAGCUGAAUAAGCGAGGCCGCGUGCUGGUCAAUGAUGCCCAGAAGGUGACGGAGGGGCAACAGGAGCGCCUGGAACGGCAGCACUGGACCAUGACCAAGAUUCAGAAGCACCAGGAGCACAUCCUGCGCUUUGCCUCUUGGGCUCUGGAGAGUGACAACAACACAGCACUGCUGCUGUCCAAGAAGCUGAUCUACUUCCAGCUGCAUCGGGCUCUCAAGAUGAUUGUGGAUCCUGUUGAGCCACAUGGCGAGAUGAAGUUCCAGUGGGACCUCAAUGCUUGGACCAAGAGUGCCGAGGCGUUUGGCAAAAUUGUGGCAGAACGUCCUGGCACCAACUCAACAGGCCCUGCACCCAUGGCCCCUCCAAGAGCCCCAGGACCUCUGAGCAAGCAGGGCUCUGGAAGCAGCCAGCCCAUGGAUGUGCAAGAAGGCUAUGGCUUCGGGUCAGAUGAUCCCUACACAAGUGCAGAGCCCCAUGUGUCAGGUGUGAAGCGGUCCCGCUCGGGCGAGGGCGAGGUGAGCGGCCUCAUGCGUAAGGUGCCACGUGUGAGCCUCGAACGCCUGGAUCUGGACCUCACAGCUGACAGCCAGCCACCAGUCUUCAAGGUCUUCCCAGGCAGCACCACCGAAGAUUACAACCUCAUUGUGAUCGAGCGAGGGGCUGCCGCUGCAGCUGCUGGCCAGCCUGGGACUGCGCCCCCAGGGACACCUGGCGCCCCGCCCCUGCCUGGCAUGGCCAUUGUCAAGGAGGAAGAGACAGAGGCAGCCAUCGGAGCCCCUCCUGCUCCCCCUGAGGGCCCUGAGACCAAGCCUGUGCUGCUGGCUCUGGCAGAGGGCCCAGGUGCUGAAGGCCCCCGUCUGGCCUCACCCAGUGGCAGCACCAGCUCAGGCCUGGAGGUGGUAGCUCCUGAGGGCUCUUCUGCUCCAGCUGGCGUACCCGGUACCCUGGAUGACAGUGCCACUAUAUGUCGCGUCUGUCAGAAGCCAGGCGACCUGGUCAUGUGCAACCAGUGCGAGUUUUGCUUCCACCUGGACUGUCACCUGCCUGCCCUUCAGGAUGUCCCAGGGGAGGAGUGGAGCUGCUCACUCUGCCACGUGCUCCCUGACCUGAAGGAGGAGGAUGGCAGCCUCAGCUUGGAUGGUGCCGACAGCACUGGUGUGGUGGCCAAGCUCUCACCAGCCAACCAGCGGAAAUGUGAGCGAGUCCUGCUGGCCCUGUUUUGCCAUGAACCCUGCCGUCCCCUGCACCAGCUGGCUACUGACGCUACCUUCUCUCUGGAUCAGCCUGGUGGCACCCUGGACCUGACCCUGAUUCGUGCGCGCCUUCAGGAGAAGUUGUCACCCCCUUACAGCUCCCCCCAGGAGUUUGCCCAGGAUGUGGGCCGCAUGUUUAAGCAGUUCAACAAGUUGACUGAGGACAAGGCUGACGUGCAGUCCAUCAUCGGCCUGCAGCGCUUCUUCGAGACGCGCAUGAAUGAGGCCUUCGGUGACACCAAGUUCUCUGCUGUGCUGGUGGAACCCCCACCGCUGAGCCUGCCGGGUGCUGGUCUGAGUUCCCAGGAGCUGUCCGCUGGUCCUGGUGAUGGCCCCUGAGGCAGGGACCCCCAUGGCCAGCCCAGCUUGGAUCUGUUGUCUUGUUACCCCAUCCCUGCUUCCUUGGUGGCCUGAUUGCCCACUCCUUGGUGGUCCAUGCCCUAGUCCCUCACAAUAUGGUUUUUACUUCUGUGGAUUUAAUAAAAAUUUCACCAGUUCCUCAGG